UGCUAGCACAAGCUAUUCGGACAAUCAUUUACUAGCUUGUAAACAGUGUCCUCGAUACUACGGAUAGCCAUGGACGAAUGCGUAGAAAUUGAAUCAUCCGACGAAGAGCCACAGCACGUCGAAAGAGGCAGUCGCGAGUCGGAACGCAUUGGAAUAUCUUCGGCGUCCUCUUCUCCGCAUCCUCAACCCCAGUCGGAGCGGUCCGACACACCAGUAUCGGCCAACCUUCGAAAUUCUAGUCAAGCGAUGAACCGGGCUCGACGCAACGAGAUCGGACAGCUGAAGAAACUGGAGACGGAUCCUAAGUUUCUAGCAAAUUUUAAUCCGCAAACUUCUCGCCGUGAAAAGCGAAAGCUGAACAGGAAAUCCACACCGCUUGUGGUGCCCAAAGUGGUGGGACUGUACACCGAUCGGGGUGUGCAUAGAGAAACUGGUCGUGAUAUGUGUGACUGUUUGGAUCUAAGCUGCCCCGGUUGUCACUUCCCUUGCUUGUUAUGUGGCACUACAAAGUGUGGUUCACAUUGUCGCGUGAACCGCAAGUGGAUGUAUGAGUCGAUUGAACAUGAUGCUAAGGAUCUUGUAAUCAGGAAUAAGUUACUAUUAAAGAAAUAAUUUUAGGAUUGUAUAUUUAGUUUUGUCCCAUUUUUGUGAAUUCAGAAUAAAACAAUACGACUAUCAACACGAAAA
Topomyia yanbarensis is the source of this 687-nucleotide messenger RNA. Its product is annotated as ARL14 effector protein. The coding region runs from base 70 to 612 and encodes 180 amino acids. The transcript has 2 exons. NCBI's taxonomy places the organism in Eukaryota, Metazoa, Arthropoda, Insecta, Diptera, Culicidae. The record is from RefSeq and is a predicted model, not a curated record. Gene Ontology annotation, cellular component: intracellular membrane-bounded organelle.